This is a messenger RNA of Pyricularia grisea, 264 nucleotides long. RefSeq lists its product as uncharacterized. The record is from RefSeq and is a predicted model, not a curated record. NCBI's taxonomy places the organism in Eukaryota, Fungi, Ascomycota, Sordariomycetes, Magnaporthales, Pyriculariaceae. Bases 1 to 264 code for a protein of 87 amino acids. The transcript is spliced from 2 exons.
AUGGUUGGUAUCGGUAGGGGGCCAGUGGGACACUCUGGGUUGCUAGGUAAGAGGGCGAGAACGAGAGGGAAAGAGGAGUGUGCGUGCAUGGUGCCCCCAACCAACCAACCGUACGAAAGCUUUCCCCAAGAGAUCCAUCCAAUUCAUUCGGGACAUAGAGCUCGAGGAUCUGAUCAACAACCAUUGUACCUAUGGUACUGUACAGCAGAAGCUCACUCUUUGGUACCGAACAGCGUGCUUCCUGGUAGGGAGUUCGGAAGAUGA